Molecule: messenger RNA, 1319 nt
Organism: Arabidopsis lyrata subsp. lyrata
Lineage: Eukaryota; Viridiplantae; Streptophyta; Magnoliopsida; Brassicales; Brassicaceae
Exons: 7
Coding region: 258-1319 (353 amino acids)
Source: RefSeq, a predicted model, not a curated record
CAUAUUACUUGCAGGCAGAGAUUCAACUAAAUCUUCAGAAGCGAAGAGGACAUGGCCUGUUGUCUGUAAUUCGGCCAAAAUUUAGUGGAGUUCUAGGUGAAGCUUUAGAUGUUGCAGUCAGAUGGAGCGGUGACGUGAUCACUGUUGAGAAAACUAUUCUGGAACAAAGCAAUAGCCGGUAUGAGCUUCAAGGUGAAUAUGUAUUGCCGGGUUCCCGUGACAGAGACCUUGGUCAGAAGGAAGCUGGCAGUUUUUUUAUGAGAGCCAUGACUGGUCAUCUAGGAAGUGUUAUAUCCUCCAUGGGUAGAUGGAGAAUGAGACUUGAAGUGCCUAAGGCAGAGGUUGCUGAGAUGCUUCCUCUUGCAAGGCUUCUUUCAAGAAGUACAGAUCCAGCUGUUCACUCAAGAUCAAAGGAUCUUUUCAUUCAAAGCGUGCAAAAUCUCUGUCUGCAAGCUGAAAAUCUUCGAGACUUGCUCGAGGAGAUACGUGGGUAUUAUACUCCACCAAGUGAAGUCGUUCCUGAAGAUCUAAGUCUUCCAGGUUUAGCUGAGCUCAAAGGUCAUUGGCAUGGUUCGCUUGAUGCUAGUGGUGGAGGCAAUGGAGACACUUUGGCAGAAUUUGACUUCCAUGGAGAUGAUUGGGAGUGGGGGACUUACAAAACACAGCGUGUUCUGGCUACUGGUUCGUAUAGCAAUGAUGAUGGUUUACGUCUUAAGGAGAUGCUUAUUCAAAAAGGAAACGCUACACUGCAUGCAGAUGGGACCUUAUUGGGGCCAAAAACCAAUCUUCAUUUUGCUGUUCUGAAUUUCCCUGUUAGUUUGAUACCUACCUUGGUUGAGGUUGUUGAAUCAUCAGCUACUGAUCUUGUUCACUCUUUGAGGAAACUCUUGUCACCAAUCAAAGGCAUUUUGCACAUGGAAGGGGAUCUUAGAGGGAGUCUUGAAAAACCAGAAUGUGAUGUACAAGUUAGAUUAUUGGAUGGUGCUGUUGGUGGUAUAGACCUUGGACGAGCUGAAGUUUUUGCUUCUCUUACAUCUAACAGUCGUUUUCUUUUCAACUCCAACUUUGAACCAUUUGUCCAAAAUGGUCAUGUCCAUAUACAAGGAAGUGUUCCUGUUAGCUUUUCGCAGAAAAAAUUGUCUGAGGGAGAAGACAGCGAAACAGAUAGAGGUGGUGCAGUGAAAAUCCCUAGUUGGGCAAAAGAAAAGGAAGAUGAUGAGAAGAGAACCUCAAGGGAUAGGAGCGAAGAGAGAUGGGACAGCCAACUAGCUGAGAGUCUCAAGUGUCAAUGGCCAUGUAAAAGGGAGAUCUUCCUCUAG